This is a messenger RNA of Cannabis sativa, 1463 nucleotides long. RefSeq lists its product as uncharacterized. Gene Ontology annotation, cellular component: endoplasmic reticulum; endoplasmic reticulum membrane. NCBI's taxonomy places the organism in Eukaryota, Viridiplantae, Streptophyta, Magnoliopsida, Rosales, Cannabaceae. The coding region runs from base 439 to 1104 and encodes 221 amino acids. Gene Ontology annotation, biological process: intracellular protein transport; endoplasmic reticulum to Golgi vesicle-mediated transport. The transcript has 2 exons. The record is from RefSeq and is a predicted model, not a curated record.
UUUUUUUUUUUUUUUUGAGAAAUCCCCUUUUUAUUUUUGUUAAAAGAUGAAAAAUAAAAAAUACCCCUUUUUUUUACUAAUUUAUUUAUUUAAUUUUAAAUAUUUGUAACGAAACAUGCCUCAACGGCUCAGCCUCAAUUUCAAAUUACGAUAUUGCCCCUGUUUAUGAAAAAUAUUGACAAAAGCCUAAAGUCACUCGUCAAUAACUUCAUAUGUUUCGUUUUCUUAAGCUCUGAUACUGAAAGGGCCUCCGAUCCUCCCUCCUUCGAUUCUCUACGGACCAUCCUAUGAUAACUACCGACGCAAUCCCAUACACCCCACGUUAACCCCUUCAAUCAGCAUUGAGGGAAGCCUCAAAACUCCAUAUUCGAGCUCUCUCUGGUAAACCUUCGGAAUUUGAUUUUAGUUAAUUAUUGAAAUUCUUCGUCCGUAGCGAAGAUGAUUCACCUGCUGUUCACGGUGGUGUUCUCGGAGAUGGCGAUGAUAAUUUUGAUGUCGUUCAAAACCCCUUUGCGGAAACUGAUUAUUAUGGGCUUGGAUCGGGUGAAGCGUGGCCGUGGGCCUAUUGUGGUGAAGACCGUUGCGGCGACGGUCGUUUUUUUGCUCGCUUCGAGCGUCUACAGCAUGGUUAAGAUCCAGAACCGUUGGAUCGAAGACGCUGCCUCUAAUCCCACAGAUCAAAUCCUUAUGGCUAAGCAUCUUCUUGAAGCCACUCUCAUGGUGUCAGCACUCUUCCUUGCUCUCAUGAUAGAUAGACUACACCACUACAUUAGAGAACUUCGGAUACGAAGAAAGACAAUGGAGGCUGUUAAGAAACAGAACCAAGGAUUUGAGGAUGCUAAAGCCAGUGGUUUUGACGAAAUCAAAGCCAAGGAAGAAGAGAUGGCAACCCUGCGGGAAAAACUCAAGCAGCUAGAAUCUGAUAUUGAGACGAAGAACAAGGAUGUACAUGCUGCAGAAGCUAAUGCAGUUGCUUUAAGGAAACAAUCAGAGGGAUUUCUUCUCGAAUAUGAUCGUCUACUAGAAGAAAACCAAAAUUUACGCAACCGGUUACGAGCUUUGGAUCAAAGCUUGUCACGCUCCGGUAGCAAGAAAAAUACUUGAAGAAAAAAGAAAAGGAAAUACUGACGUCUUGAAAAUUAUAUUUCUUUCAAAUUCCCCUCCCUCUUUGAAAUUGUUACAUUUUAUAGUAUUGGUUGUGAGUUCAAUGAUGGAUUGAUUGAUUAGAUUUCAAUUUUCAUCUUUGCGUCAUUGUAAGUGUGGAGAAAUUAAAGGAACAAACAGAACAUAGGGCUUUUUACCUUUUUUCUUUUUUGGUGUUCAAUUCAACUUGAGUUGGAACUGAAGUAGAAUAUUGAAUCAAUUGUAGAAUAUAGAAAGCUUCUACUGCUUAUAUUGGUAUGUUUGUGGACAGACUGUUGUUUCAUGUGAAGUCAGACUAAAUACCAAACGAUUAUUCCUAA